Molecule: messenger RNA, 22719 nt
Organism: Podarcis lilfordi (Lilford's wall lizard)
Lineage: Eukaryota; Metazoa; Chordata; Lepidosauria; Squamata; Lacertidae
Source: the annotation of a GenBank genome assembly
AUGGCGCCCAACGGCCAGAGGAGAGAGGAGGAGGAGGCCCCCGCCUCCUCAAGCGACGCUGUACGUAUUCAGGGCGUGCUCGUGGCCGCCAGCCUCCCAGGCGCGCGCACGUCUUCCUCGCCGACGUCAUUCCGGUAAGGCUCUCGUAAGUGAAGUUGAGGGCGGCUGAGGGUAAGCGAGGUAAGGACGAGAUAAGGAGGGGAGAUUCUGCCGCGUUACUUACCGGGGGUGCCGUGGGGCGCACUAAAGCGACCGUGGCUGGUCACCGGGAGGCCAACGGGCGAGUAACAAAAGGCCGCGGUUGUUCGGCCUGGUAUCUACCUCACAUUGGCGGGGUGGCUGCGCGCAUGCGUCUUUCGAUUCGGUUGCCCGCCACGGCGCAAGCGCACUGGGCAUUUGAAAGUCAAGUCGGCGGGGUGUAACGUCGCGGUGAGUUCCGCCGUUCCCACAUUUCUUUCUGGACAUGCUGCCACCCCUGUUUUCCGUGCAUGUUUACUUGCGGAAACCGUCCUGCGAGCUCAGUGGGCCUUAGUCGCGUCGCACUUAAGAGCACGCCCCAUUGAACACAGCGAGGGUUCCCUUCUGAGUAGGCACGCAUAGGAUCCUGCUGCUCGAAUUAAGAGGGGAAAUGUUUGGUUGCCAAAUCUGCAGGGUAGGCAGACGUUUUACAGGCGUGUAUAAAAAGUUGGGCAAAUUUUACGUUCUUGAAGUCAAUGCACAGGACCAAGUUUGUAGGUCUUUGGAAAAUAAAGGGGGAAAGGCUGCUUAAAGCAUAGCAGAAACACUUGCUACAUAGCUGGCCGUGGUUCCAUCACCUCCCUCUCCUCACCUUCCAGCAUUUUGUAUUCAAAUAGAAAAUAUAUUAAUGACUUACAGUUGACACUUGCAGUGACCCAGAAUAUAGUAAAUAAAAUGUCUAUCCUGCUUUAUUGCCCUCAUGAUAUGAGGUAAUUAUCAUCGCAAACAACAGCGACGAGGCAACUGGGAAGCUAGCCCAACUGAGAGUAAAAAGAAUUCACUGGGGCUGGGAUCAGUCUGCUAGGCAAACCAAAGGAUGUACAUAGAUAUUGAUUUAUUCUUGCAAUAGUUCUGUGAAGGUCACAUUCUAUACAGAACAGAUAGUUCAAUUAACGAACUAGCUAAACAGAAUGUCUGUGCUUGUAUCUGUCAUGUCAAGAAGUGAACCCCUGAUUGUCCAUAUGUAAUAAGUGCUUGUGCAAGGGGGUGGCUUUUUUAUUGCAAACCAGCAGAGCCUAAAGGUAGUUGCAUGACUGUCUUUUGGUAGCUUAUCAUGUCUACGUGGGCACCUGGAAACUGUUUCAGUGCAAGCGUGUCAGUGCAUGGUUGAAAAGAAAACCCUCAAGAUGGUACUCAAAAAUGUAGAGAGCGUUUAAUAAGAUGAUGAAUUCCCCAAUGAGUUUCAUUAGAAGUCAUUCUUGAAGGCACAAGAAUUCAGUUGGUUGGGUUACUCCAAUAGUACAGCACCUCUCCCAUUUGCUGACCUUGUGGUCUCAGUAUGGCACGUGACAUCAUGGGCAUAGCCAGCCCAGGAUUUAUGUUGAGGGGCAGGCUUUAUAUUAGAGGACAGAACCUCAGUUAAGUAUUUUUAUUGAUUUACUUGAUUUCAGGGGGGCAGCUUCUCCCCCCCUUAGCAACACCCAUGUGUGUAAUCAAGUGACAAGGAAAGUGUGUUCAGAAAAGUUCUAUUCAGCUGAAUGCAUGGGGGUGCAAACUCAACCCAUCCACCCAUCAGCAUUAGCAUCCACCCCUGGCACUGAAUGCAGGUUGAGUUGAACGCAGCCUCCUUGUGAUCAUAACCUGUGUUAUCAGAAUUCCUGAUUGUGGAGAGGUUUUUAAGUAUGUUAAGUUGAAUAUGCUUUGGAUCUCCCUUCAGACUUUUGUGCUGAAUAUGGCAUGGUUGGGAGUGGAGAGUGUGGGGCCAGGUGUGUUGGGGGUGGCCUAGUGACCUCUACAUAUUUUGUACAGCUGGACACCUAAACAGAGCUAAAGUGAUUCUUGUUUCACUAUCUGAAAACUUCUUUCCCCACAGUAGCCACUAACGUUGAGUUAAAAGUUCCUCAAAAUGUCCUGCAGUUCCAUGUCAGGACACAAUUUAAAGAUACAGAUUUCGUUCUGCCUAACUUUCACCCUUCUUGCCUCUUUUAGAUGGUGCCCUCCCUCAUUACUUCAUUAAACUGACCUGAUUUGCACAUCAUUUUGUGCCAAACUAUGGCUUAGAGGAAACAGGUGUAUGGGCUCUUGGAAAGCCAUUUUGCUCACAUCCAGACUGGGGCUCAUAUUUAAGCUCUCUUAAACCACAAGCUGUAACCGAAGACCAAGGAUGAGCAGAGUGGCUGUAGGGUCCUCUCCCUGAGCCCUGUGCGGUCCUACUAGGCCAUAGUUUGAUAACAUGUAAGCCAAGCCAUUGUUGAUCUCUUCCAGGAGUUUGAGCCCUUGGCUGCAAAGUAAGGGGAAAGUGUGUUGUGGGGCUGGGGCGGGAGAAGCAAUCUCUUUUUUAACAAUAGGAUGCAGAAAUUGGUUAGGUUUGUGUCUUUAAAUCUUUUCUUUAAACCUGCUGACACCUAGCUCAAAAUUUGUGAGGCUAUUUGCUACCUACAUCUACUAACAAAGUAGUUACUACACAGUGGAAUGAACCAACCUAGUAAUAGGUCUUGCUCACUGGCCUACAACUACGUAGCAUGAUGAGUGGUCCUCUCCCAAUUGUGACCCCACAAAGGUGCCCGCAUAUCUAUGCCUGGCUCAGUGAUAUGGGGAAACACUGAUGGCCGACCCUACUAGCUUCAGACAUGUUAUGCUAUCUCUGGUGGACACUGAAGCCCCCGUUGAGGCUAUGAGGAGGUUUGCUCAAAGACUGAAGAGGUACAGUAUGAAGGUAGCUGGCAGUCUGAGAACUUUAGCAAGAUAUUUGUGGGGACACACCCCUCCAACUAUUCCGAUGUUGGUUCUGUUUCUGGGAAAUGCCUCGUGUUACAGCCAUUUAUUUCAUAUCUCAUAUAAGCAAUGGUAUAUCGCUCAAAGGGCCAAACUAGAUGUGACAUUUUUCAUGUUUUUAGCCCUGACAUGGCUGGUUGGUUUUUUUAAAAAAUAGUCAAUGUGAGGAAGAGCUAGAUGGGGGUGUGGCCCCUGUCGCAUGCUGACAGCUUCUAGGAGCCACAGAUGAGAGCUGAGUGCAGGGUGGGGACCAAGGAGGACAUACUGCCCCAGCAGGAGCACAUUGUGUCCCCCACCAGAGGUAUUACCCCUCCCCUAACACCCCAUACACCCCCCCACAAGGCUAAAGGCAUGUACAAUGUCACAUCUAUUUUUAACCUAUUGAUUCUUUUGCAUUUGUUCGGGUUCUAAUAUCUGUCUGCUGUAGAUUAUUUGAUUUCCUUCUGACCAUGUUUGCUUGAAGGGUAGAGAGCAACAGCAAGCGUCUUCUAGUGGCUUAGGUGAUACAGCAAGUCUCUGACUGGGGCAUUUUUAUAGGUUGUGAAGUGCCGCAUGAUUCACUUGGGUGCACUUGUGGCUUCCUGGUUGGUUUCCCUGCAGUUCCUUUGUUUGCUCAGAGUGUGGCAGUGGCGCCCAUGAACUGAGUUUCCACCCCAAGUUCAGGACUUGCUGUGCAUGCCUUCAUUACAUUAUUAUAUUACAUAUCCUCUUGUAUUUUGUGGGAUUUCUCUGACUACAAAUUGCAUGAAGCCACUUGUUGCCUUACAGAGGUAAGGAGAUUAACAGUACAAUUCUGUGCAUCAUUAAUUGGAAGUAAGUCCUGAUGAUUUAAAUCGGAAUUGCUUUCUAGCAGAUGUGCAUAGGUUUGCAUGGUUUGUGUCACAAUACAUUCGUUAGUCUUUAAGGUGUUGCAAAACACCUUGAGGUGUGUGGUUUUUCUUUUGUCACAACAGACUAACACUACAUUGCUACUCUUUUUGAACUUGCUUUCAUAAAGACCCCCAAAAGUGCCUUUUUUGAAUCUGCAGUAGCUGUGAUUCUAACCGGAACUUAAUUGAUGCAAGCACAUUUCAGGUUAUUAACCUAUGUCUGUAACCAUAUGAGAUAGAAAGAGGUUUGGGGUAUGUUGAUGGGUUUGCAUAGCAGCAGAGGAAUACUUGAAAUGCCCAGGACCUUUCAGAGAGAGAGAGCCUACAUUUACAGUCCAAAGGUCAGCUACUUGAAUCUUCAUGCUUAACUACUUAGAGAGAUUCUAGUUGUACUAGAUUUCUUUCCUUUGUUUAUUUCAAAAUCAGUGAACCGGUUUUCCCAAUAUUCUCUAUCCUGUUGCAGAGAAGACACUGAAGUCUUUUAAAAAGAAGGCUAUAAAACCCCUGUCUGGCUUAUAGGCCAUCCAGUGACUCCUGUGUACCUCAGAAUUGAUAGCUUUGUUGGCUUAUACUAGCUAGGACAACACAAGGAAAUACAAGCUCACAAAAAGCCAUCCUUGAUUGGAUUAAUUUACUGCUCCCACUGUGGCCAGCUUUUGGAAGAUGUAUUUCCUCCAGCAAAUGCUUGGGUACCAUGCUGAGCCAUUGAUCAGGUAGUCAUUGGAGUAUGGCGAUUUACAAAUGUGAAAUGGGCUGCAUGGCUCAUAAAAGAGGAAGGAAGAUGCUGUACAUAAUUGUGGUAGAUCUGGAAUGGAUAAUAAAAACAGUAGGUAUUCAGUGACUAAACAGACAGCAAUUGCUUUAACUGUGUUAUGUGUGUUGUAGGUUGUUUUUUUUAAAAAAAAACUUACAUUAACAGCUUAAAAGAGCAUUUUCUUUAGGUUGUGGGAGUAGUUAAUACUGUAAGAUAGCCGGCUCCACAAAACAACCUAAAGGUUUUGUAUCUUACUUUUAAAAGAUUUUAUAUAACAAUAAGGACUUCAACUGGGGAAGGUAACUGAAACAGCUUUAAGGCCUCUCCAGCCCAUGUUAAUGCAGGAAAUGUGAGGAGGUGGCAUUGUAGAUCUAAGGGUGUUUUUGUUAGGGGGAGGGGGCUGAAAAAAUGUUUCAUUUAUUCACAAGCAAUGCUUAGAUUGGGUUUUACACUUGCUGUAUUUCUAAGCUGUAUGAAGAGUUUGUGUUGACUAGGCUUUCCCCAUUAUAAGUAAAAAUGGCUCUUUUCUGGUUUUCCUUUUGCAUAUUCUAAUAAUAUUCAUUCUGGCGGUGAAAUGGUGUCCUUAUCAUUGCUUCUGUCCUUGAAUAGGUGGAUGACCCAAAAGGAAAGAAGCAGUGGGAGAAGUCCACUGCAUGGCAUUUAACUUGUCAUAUCCAGUUCCUCUUCCUGCUAUCUGAUUCCACAAGGUGUUUGGUAACCAAUUCAGAACAUUACCCAUCUUUGUUAGCCUCUGAUAGUGAAAAGAAUCCUGUGGCAUCUUAGGGCCAAUUCUUUUGUUACUUUCUGCACUUGAGAACUGGUAUCUGGAAUGUGAAAUAAAUGUGCAUGGCAUCUCUAAAAAAUGGCACACACCUAUAUAAUGCACAGCUUUUUGCCUGCAAAACACACCCAAGUGGCUGGAGAAGCUGUGAGCACUUGGCUCAGGAGUGUUUUGCACGUUAAAGCUCAUUAUUUUAUAAUGAUUUCAAUCUGUUCGUGAUCACAAUACCAAGUUCCUGUCUAGGAGCACCUAAAUUUCUAACAGUGAAGUUAAGAACAUGUGAACCUAAUGCGUCCUGGACCCCGGGAGAUUCAUGGAAACUUCUCUGGGCUUUGUAAACUGCUUUGAGGUUUUUUCCUACAUUCGAGCAGUGUAUGCAUUUUAUUCAAUAAAUAAAUGCAAAUAAUAUAAUGAAAUGCAUGACAUUGACCUUGGCCUUUGAGGUGCCACAGAACUCCAAAGUUUGGGUUUCUGCAUUCUGGCUGCCACCCAGUGGUGAAAGUUUGUAUUGCAUUUUGUUUCUAAGAGCAAACAUGUUGCGAGCAAAUGGAGUAGUAGGGUACGGAUACAUAUUGUGGCAAAAGGUGAAGAAGAGUCAAGACUUGAAAGUUGGGGAUGGUGCUGUGGCUGCUUGUGGUCCAAAUAUUCUUAUGCAUUCCUGAGAACAAGAGCACCUGUAGCUUUUGUUUGUUUGUCCUACAGAUGCAGAUUCAAGUUUUAUAUAUUCAUCUUCUACCUCUUAAUUCCUAAUGGGUUUAAAGAAACCUGGGUCCCAAGGUUAAACUGUUUGAUUUCUGUAGACUCUCUCUUUUUUUUUUUUUUUAGAAAAAGAAAAGCAGAAUACCCAGCUGCAUAUUUUUCUACUUGACAGUGUUUGUAAGACAAAUCUAUUUUGAUUUUUAAAAUUCUGCUGCAAUCCCAUUCUCUCUCUCUCUCUCUCUCUCUCUCUCUCUCUCUCUCUCUCACACACACACACACACACACACACACACACAUAUAUAUAAUUGAGCCAUUUUUUUGUUGCCAGCCUUUGGUUAAGUGUACAUAGUGCCAAGCACACUGCAACAUGUCCAGCAUUUUCUUUGAUGGCAGGCUUGCCCACAUCUUCUGUCGAGAGGUCCAGCAGUUGCACUUCUCCCCGGAGCCACAGUAUGUGGGUCACUCAGAGUUGCUGGGUGGAGGUGGAUGGUGUGGAACAUGCAAUCAUGUUUUGCUCUGAGUACCUGACUUGAUGAGAACUGUCUGAGUUUUAAAGCCCUGCAGCACUUCAAUAAAACUACUAUUUAUUUGAAUGAAUGAUGCUUUAACCUGUUCUCAGUGUCUCAUCCUUGGGAUGUUAGGCCACAGCCUGCACUGCGGAGAAUAAUCAUUUCUGUCGGCAUGGUGUCCCAUCAGAUUGGAAGGAAUUUGCAUCACUACCUAAGCUACAUGUAAUCUGGCUAUCAGGGACAUAACUUUGGUUAAAACCUUUCCUGGUACAAAGGUCUCUGUGGUGUCUGAAAUAGUGUGAAUUCAUGCAGCUGAUAUGUAAGCUGCCAUGCCUCUCUGUUAUCAUUUAUAUUUAACAAUCGGCAUUAACUAUGUUGAGUAUAAUUAGUAUAAAUUAAGUUUUCAGCAAGUUAAUCCUUUUCAAAUCAUAUUGCUGUCUUAGCUCAGACUUUGUGCUGGGUCACAGAAGAUGUGUAGCACAGCCUCCAGCUUUGAUCUAUUGAGUUAUGUAAACUAGCUAAAUUGUGGGAGGCGGAUUUACACUGCGCUCCCUUUGAAUCUUGAUGUGUUUCAAUAGUAUGGUCUGGUGGGGGAAUUAAAAAGUUGCCAAUUCUAGCUCAAAGGCACACAGCUAUAUUGUGAUUGUGUGAUCUGUUUUCUCAGCUUGCAAUCCUAAAUACACAGACUUAGAAGCAGGCCCCAUCGAUAAUGGUAGAGAUUACUGUGUUUAAGAAGAAAUAAAAUAAUAAUAAAUAGUCCAGUAGCACCUUAGAGACCAACUAAGUUUGUUCUGGGUAAAAGCUUUCAUGUGCAUACACACUUCUUCAGAUACCAAUGGAUUUCCAUUUCCUGUAGCUCAGUGUGGUGCCUUCCAUGAUUCUAGAUUCAGGUAGAUAGCCGUGUUGGUCUGACGCAGUUGAAAUAAAAAAAUUAAAAAAUAGUCCAGUAGCACCAUAGAGACCAACUAAGUUUGUUCUGGGUAUAAGCUUUCAUGUGCAUGCACACUUCUUCAGAUAUGUUUAAGAAGAUUUGUUUUAGGUUGGGUUGGCAGUCUCUGAAAUUGGUUUUUCUGUCACUGUUCUCGUAAUCACAGGCACCUAGAUUUUGUGGGUUUGCAAUUUAAUUUGAGACAUGGGUCUGGAAUAAAUACGUUGACCUUCCUUCUAGCCUAGGAAGCAGGGCUAAACCUUUUGACCAGAAGCUGGUACUAGACUGGCCACUUGAGCUACACUGUUCCCUUGCUAAGACAAACAGAACAUUACCUCAAGCCAAGUCCCCCAUUAAUUUGAAUAUAUUCCCCAAUUACCUUAUGUGUGAACAAAAUGCUGUUUCCCCCCAGUUAACUCAGCAGUGUGCUGCUACACUCCCUCCACUGAUAGCCUCACAUAAUGUAAACAACAGCACAAGAAGAAAGCAAUCAAGAUGAUACAUACACUUGAAGCACUUGGUUUUCAUGUCUUCCUUUCUCUUGCCUUUAGGUUCAGAUUGAGCAAAAUGGCUGCCUCUUCGUCAUCGUCUUCGGCUGGUGGAGUUAGCGGAAGUUCCGUAACUGGGUCUGGGUUCAGCGUCUCAGACCUUGCUACACCAAGAAAAGCUCUCUUUACGUACCCCAAAGGAGCUGGCGAAAUGUUAGAAGGUAACUGCUCUGCAUAUCUCCUCCUUUUGCGUCAAGGCAAUAAAAAGGGCACUGCUAAACAUCACAUAAACUUUCACCCUUGUGCCUGUGCAGCAGGGGCUUCUGUAGGUCGUUACAGUAAGGUGGUUUUCUCUUGGUGCAGGCGAGAGUGGUUAAGAGCCAGGAGAUAGUAGCGGUAAAACAGUUUUGUGUGUGGCAUACGGGCUCUCAACUUAAGCUGCUUUCCAGGGAGUGAGCCCCAAUAAACCUGGCGGGACUUUACUUCUGAGUAAACCUGCUCAGGAUUGCCCUGUGCCGUGUGCAUUCCAGUGGAGCUUGUGCUACUUUUGUUAUCCCUUUGCAUCUGUUCAACGUGCAUAGUUGGAUGGAGUCGUUCGCCCAGUAAGCUGCAUUGAUUCCAGGCACCACUCUGCUGAUGUUGCAUUGCUGAUCUGAUCUAUUGGGUUUGGAAUGUCGGCGAUGUAUGAUUUGCACCCUUGUUUCAGGAUUCGCUGCAGAUAAUUAUAGAGCCCGUUUGGAUACUUAGGAGCUGCCCGGUAUUAGCCAGGAGACUGCCUGUCUCGGAGCCUCUGGGCUCAUAAAGGAGAGCAUGCAACCACAGCACCUUCUACUCAGUUAAUGCUUGACCCAUCUUUCUGUCCUGCCUUCUGCGUCAAACAGGACUGGUUGUGCUCUGCAGCAGGCAAGAUAAGCCAAAGAGGUAAAGUCAGAGGCUGCAGCAUCUCCAAGCACUUAAACAGACAAGCAAAGUUUUUAGGUUAGCAUCUGGCAAUCCUAUCAGUAAUAGAUCUCCAGACACACUUAAGGACAUCAUAAGAGCACAGCUAAAUCUGGUCAAAGGCCCAUUUAGUCCAGCUUCCUAUUCUUACAGUGGCCAACCAGAUACCUUAGAGGAAGCCUACAAGCUGGACUGGAGUGCAUCAGCACUCUCCCCAUAUGUUCCUAUUUUGCCUUGGCAGUUCUUGGAUUUUUCUCCUCCUCUUGCUUACACUUACCCAUCUUCUCCCUGCUUAAACCUUGAGUUCAAGCAGGAAGACGCAAAAGCAUUUCAUUCCCCCGCCUUUACAGAGUCCCAAGUAGUCUUUAGACUCUUGUAAGGGCACUUUGCCUUUUGACUGAAACUCAGACUUUAUUUCAGUGGCUUAGAUUUCUUGGCCAGUAUGCUAUGCUGUCAGUACAAUUGCUCAGGCUUGAUGGAUGGUGGCCUGUUCAUUAAGAUCUGAGGCAGUAGCUACUGCUUAGCAAUGCAAAUACGUAUCAGUCAGAAUAAAGCUGCCCUGGGUUCUGCUGCUGGAGCAAGAUAUUGAAUUCUAGGUAGCUUUAUACUUACCUGUAUGUCUCUUAAUCCUUGAAAGCAAUAGAUUGCUAGUAUAUGUAAAGUUUCAGUAUAGAUUAUAUUUAUUAGGAUAGAGUUGGCCAUUUCCCCCAACAGCUCAGGACAGUUAACAGUAUGACAGCAAGAAAGGAUGGAUCCUCCUUACAUUUACGUUUUAGGAGUAGGAAUGGAACUGAAUUGUACAAUUACUCUCACGCAUAGCAAGAACAAAUUAUAUGCUUAUUUAUCCAAUUGUCAUAUCUGGGUAUGGCAUGGUCUGCUUUUACAAGCUGUCUUCCCUAUAACAGGUGGCUCACAAGUCUUACCAAUAUCAGGAAUAGGAUGCACCGUUCAGCUGUGGGACUUGAAUCUGAUGUGUCCUUAAGGUUUGCAAUUGGCGGCAGUUUCCAGACUCACUCAUCCUAGGUCUUUUUGCUGAAAGAAUGACUCUUUUCCCCAUAGGCAUUUCAAGACUAAAAACUAACAUAUUGAAACAACACAAGGCAUAAGCAUGGGGACUUGCUUGUCGCCAAAAAAAAUAGCUUUGGAAGCACUUGCCAUCACAUAGUGUAGCUUCUCCAUCCAAGGAUGGUAGGCAUUUAUUUUUUUAAAAAACAGAAAGUUGGGAUGGAACUCUUCCUUUAUAAAACAUGGCAGGAUGGGUGGGUAUAGUUGCUGUUUCCUUUCUUGAGAGGUAGUUGCUUUUCAUUAGAGUUUUAUAUGCAGAGUUCGGUGUGGGAGGGAAGAGCAUUGUACUCUGUAGAUCAUGCCAUCACUUUGCAUGAAUACUUGCCAUGUUGCACUAAUUAUAUACUGUGUCACAACCCUAAUUAAUAUGUAUACAUAUUAGCAUCUGUAUGCCAAACUGUUGGAUUAAUUAAGAUUAAAUGCUUGUCCUCAAACUUAAUGAGCCUCUAGAACCAAUUAAAAUAUUGAAGUAUUUUUGUGUUACUGGGCAUGUGCCCAGGAGAGAAUGUCUGGUGAGGCUUUUUGUUCCCAAAAGAAGAAAUAAGACUCCUCAGCUGCCACAUAUAUUUAAGAGAAGUUAAAAAAAAAAAAAAAACCUUCCUACACUGAAAAUCACCCAUUAUCCUUCCCCCACUUUGUUGCAAAUAGUACUGGAAAAGUGUGGGGAGGGGGUGAUAGUUUGUGAGACUUAUACUAAAUGGAUUGCUCAUAUGAGGAGGGGAAAUGUAUGGCUCCACCACAGUUAGGAACGCUUAAUAUCUCCAAAGCAAUUGCCUCCACCACCCCCUGCCUUGUCUCAUGACUACAACAGUAAAGAUUAUCAUAGCUGGAGGAGAGAUUUCUGAUAAUUUAAUAAUAUUUUUCUGAUAGCAUAACGAUAAAUCAGCCUUGCCUAGAAUUGCUUACAGGGCUUCCUUAUUCGGGUGGGCCAGUUCAUGCCAUUUGUCAAGUCUGGCAGCAUGUUGAGCAAAGACGUGGAGCUUCUGGCCCUCCAGAUGUUGAUGGACUACCACUCUCCUCAUCCCUGACCAUUGACCAUGCUGGCUGAGGCUGAUGGGAGUCCAACAGCAUUCGAAGGGCCACAGGUUUCUUACCACGACCUCAUCAUGCCCUAAAGCAAGGAUCUCAGAUUGUAAUAUACCUUUCUGAGGGGAUACUAGACAAGAAACUGAAUUUUGAUUGUUCAAAGAGCAUACAGUAAGAUUGGCUGCAAGUUGGUGAAAUGCCAAAAGAACCAUAGUGUUAUGCAUCAUCUUUCAUGAAUUUUAAUAUGCAUUUCUAGCCCUGUGAUCAUUCACAUGGAUCAGAGUAUCUUAUCAUCCCCCCCCAAUCAAAGAUUGAAUGUUUGUCUCUCAGUAGUGUUUUCUACCUUUCCAUCAGGCAUUUGGUUGAAAUAAUCAACUAUUUGCAGACCUACACCCCACACACAGUUUAAAAGGCCAUUUAUUGUUUAAUUAGCCAAAGGGCUGGGACGAAAGACAUGCUUUUGCCUGGUGCCUAAGGAUAUGUAACAAAGGUGCCAGGUGAGCCUCCCAGGGGGAGAACAUUCACAAACAGGGAGCCACCACAGAAAAGGACCAUUCUUGUGUUGCCACCUUCCGGACCUCUCGUGGAAGAGGCAAACGAAGAAGGACCUUAGAUGAUGAUCAGAUGGAUGGUAUUAAAUAAAAUAAAACAAUCACAGGGUCUGGGUCAGUUCAUAUGGGGAGAAGCAGUCCUUGAGGUAUUGCAGUCCUGAGCCAUUUAAGGCUUUAUAGGUCAAAACCAGCACUUUGAAUUGGGCCCGGAAACUUAAUUGGCAGCCAGUGCAGUUGGGCCAGGAUUGGUGUAAUAUGCUCAAAGCAUCUUGCCCUGGCGAGCAACCUGGGCACUGAAUUCUGCACCAGCUGAAGUUUCCAAACCAUCUUCAGAGGCAGCCCCAUGUAUAACGCAUUGCAGUCAUCUAACCUGGCAGCGUUAGCACGCUUAUACCAUGGAACAUAGUAGACGCCCCCACCCACUCUGCAAAAACAAGCUGCUUGAAAGAGCCUGCAGUGCCUUCCUUGUACACGGAGGACUCCAUGGUUCACAGGUUAGGGAGACAGCAAUUGACACCUUCAGUCACAAGUUCCAGGGCUCCUCCAUGCACCCAAACAGAAGUUAUAAUCCCCUGGUAAUCCAGAUAUAGCCACCUGCAGCCCACAAAAGAUCCAAUUUUGUGAGGGAAAUGGGCAGAGAAGGAAGACGCCUCGCUUGAAUUGCAACAGCAAGCCCAUACAAGGGAUCGCAUGUGGAAUCCCUGCUUAUGGAUUCUUAGGAGAAUUGAAGUCACUGUUCCACUAAUCAGAGUGACGGGCACAGACAGUAGGGUCCUAAGACAAUGAUCCGCAUGUUUACUUGGAUCAUUGCCGGCACCUGCUGGUUAUUUCUCCAGCAGGCCUCCUGACUGAUUUUCUCUGCUCCUUCUCCUUCUUUGGUGAUCACUCUUGGCCGAGUAAGAUUGUCUUCAAUUAACACAGUCUUAACGGUGAGUCCGUAAGUGGCUGUGGAGGCCAAUUCUGGAUUCACACAUCCUUCCACAGUGGGGAUGUAGGUUUCUGGGUGGGAGUUAAUCAUGGUGAGGGUUUGCCAAAUGUACUUUCUUCUUAGCACAUUUCUCCCUUUCGUCCUGAAUUAGACACCAUGAGACCUUUGGUGAAGGCUGUUCUCCAACUGGAGCGCUCAUAGACCAGUGUUUCCCAGUUGUCAGUAUUUAUACUACAUUUUUUUAAGAUUUGCCUUGAGAGAGUCUUUAAACCUCUUUUGUUGACCAUCAGCAUUACGCUUUCCAUUUUUAAGUUUGGAAUAGAGUAGUUGUUUUGGAAGUUGAUAAUCAGGCAUCCGAACAACAUCACCAGUCCAACAAAGUUGAUGUUGAGGAAUCAUUGCUUCGACACUGGUGAUCUUCGCUUCUUCCAAAACACUGGCAUUAGUUCGCCUGUCUUCCCAGGUGAUGUGUAAAAAUUUUCGGAGACACCAUUGAUGGAAUCUUUCAAGGAGUUGAAGAUGACGUUUAUAAGUGGUCCAUGUUUCACAAGCAUACAGUAAGGUUGGUAGUACAGUAGCUUUGUAAACAAGUAUUCCCUGCGAAUGUUCCGGUCCUCAAACACUCUGCACUUCAGUCAGGAGAAAGUUGCACUUGCAGAGCUCAGGCAAUGCUGGAUUUCGGCGUCAGUGUCGGCCCUUGUGGAAAGAUAACUGCUCAGGUAGGAGAAGUGAUCAACAUUUUCCGACAUUGCACCAUUGAGUUGGAUUUGUGGCGCUGCAGAGGGGUUGUUUUGAGCUUGUUGGUGCAGCACUUUGGUUUUUUUGGAUGUUGAGCAAUAGGCCAAGCAUUUUGUAAACUUCUGUGAAGCUAUUUAGGAUGGUUUGGAGGUCACCCUCUGAGUGUGCACACACCACGUUGUCAUCAGCAUAUUGGAGCUCUGUGAUGGAAGUUAUAGUAACUGUACUCUUUGCUUUCAGCCGACUCAAUGUAUAGGAUCAUGGCAAUGAAAAUAAUAAAUAGAGUUGGGGCGAUAAUACAAUCCUGUUUAAUACCUGAUCCCACUGUGAAUGGUUCACUUUGAGAACCAAUGUUACCUGUGAUUGUUGCUGUCAUAUUAUCAUGGAGGAGCUGAAGGAUGUUCAGAAAUUUAUCUGGGCAGCCAAUUUUCAGAAGGACAGUCCACAGGCCAUUACAAUUUAGUGUUGAAGGCUUUAGUCAGGUCAAUAAACGCCAUAUACAGCGGUUGAUUUUGCUCUCUGCAUUUUUCUUGAAGCUGUCGAGUGAAAAUUAUGUCCACUGGUCCCCCUAUAAGGUUGAAACCCAUUUUGAGACUGAGGAAGGGUAGCCUCAGAUAUAGAUAGGAGACGGUUUACUAAGAUCCUUGCAGGAAUUUUGCUGGCUGCAGCUAAUAAAGAGAUGCCUUGAUAGUUUCCACAGUCUGUUCUAUCACCUUUUUUAAAAAAGGUUGAUCAUUUUGGCUCCACCACGUAGCAACAACAUUGCUUGGUUUAUUAUCACACCGUUGUUAUCUAGGGGUGGAAGAGACAGGAGAGCACUGAGUUUUGGGGGCUCCACCUCCUUGAUCAGUGAUCCAGUGGAAUAUUUAAGGAAGCUUGCCUGGCCUCUAGUGCAGUAUCAUUUUGGUACCAGGAAAACAUCUUUCCUGCUUGGCAGGGGGUUGGACUCGAUGGCCCUUGUGGUCUCUUCCAACUCUAUGAUUCUAUGAUUCUAUGAUCUUCCAAAUGAGCCAUCUGCUCAUUUCGAUUUUAUUGCUGUUGCUUUUAUUGCAUAUAUUUUCAUUGCUUUUGUUAUAUAUAAUUUCUCUCUCUCUCUUUUGUUUUGCUCUUUUAUAGCUGCCCUGGGAAAGUUUCUUUGAAGGGUGGGGCAUAAAUAGCUUUAAAUAAUGGGUAGAAGCUGCAGCUAGGUGCUCAUUAGGAGUUGUUGAGUGAGUAGUUUAAAGAGGGUGUUGGCCACAGAGGUACUGUUCGAUUUUUUGCAGGCACCAUCUUUCCCAUUUGUAGGCUUGCUGCUGAUAGCACUGUUUUGAGGUUCACCAGUUUCGGGAGAACAUGCACUUAUGGAGAUAAUAUUCACCCCAUGCAGGAAGUUGCAUCGGAAUUAUCUCUCUGAUUACUGUGUGUUCUGCUUGAUGUGCCCUGGAACUGAUCCUGUGAGGAAGAAUGCAUUGUAUUGGCUAGCAGUACCAAUGAGCGAAGUACUUGCUGUUUAUCAGUGACCGUGUCUGUGCUCCUCAGUGUGUUGGGGGGGGGCUCAUUUAAUUUUAUUGUACACAGGUUGUACAAUGACAAUAAAUGUAUUGUGAUUAUUAUUAUUAUUAUUAUUAUUAUUAUUAUGUGUGGUGUAAGCUUAUGGGAGGCAGAACCUGCAGCAGGGUAGUCAUGGGAAAAAGAGGCUCCUGCACCUUUAGUAAUUGCACAAAGGAGGACAUUUUCAGCUUGGCUACACCAGCUGCAAUUCUCUCUUCUAUGCAAUAUUAAAUAUUAAAGAUGCAGGGCCCCGAUUAUCUUUUUUCACCUGGCCACCCUACUCCCCUUCGUUUCUGGAAACCACUGGGAAAACUGCUGUUUGGGAUGCACAAGUUGAGAGCACUCCUUUAGAAAAGCAGAACUAGCUACCCAGUUCUUUGGACUCUGACUCUAAACCACUUCAGAAGUUUAUAGGUUCCAACACAUAAACAUCAUUUGUCUGCCUUUGUCAGUGACGUACCUCUGAGCCAUGGUGGCUGCAUAUUGCAUCAAAUGUCUCAUGUCUCCUUCAAGUUAGUAUAUAUGUCCAGUUUUAAAAUAAUAAAUUUUACUUCUUUGAAAAGUAUAAUUUUCUGUUCAGUUCUGGCUGAAGGAUUACAGAUUGCGGCUGCUAGACAUUAUGUGGAAAAUUCCACGUUGUUUCCUAUCUGGAGAAAUCUAGCUUUUAAGAGAGUUUCAUUACAGAUCAUUCUGCACGAACAUAAAUGCCAUAGAUUGCAAAAUGGUUUGUAGUGUUCAGGAAGCAAUAUGUUCAAAGAAGAAAAGGAAUCUUAGAAGAUCGACUAAAACUGAUUUAUUUUUUUCCAGCCAAGUGGUUCUCUUGGCUUAACGAGUUAAAAUGCUUUUUUUGGCCUGGUAACCUGUACUGCCUUUGCCAGUUGCACUUAACUGACACCUUUCAACUUCUAUACAGUGGUACCUCGGUCUACGAACAGCCUAGUUCACGAACUAUUUGGAACACAAACACUUCAAAACCGGAAGAAGGUGUUCUGGUUAGCGAACUUUUUUUGGAAUCCGAACGUACUCCGUUCAGGGGUGCACUUCCAUUUUGAGUGCCACACUUGCAUAGGAAAAGCACGCCUUGGUUUAAGAGCACUUUGGUUUAAGAAUGGACUUCCGGAACGGAUUGAGUUCGUAAACCGAGGUACCACUGUAUUAGAAAUGACAGGACAAAUAAAAGAUAGUGGGUGUGAUCCAGCAGAACUUAAGCACGUUCUGGUCCCACAAAAACAAUUAGAUUUAAAGGUGCCUAACUGUGCUUGGACUGUGGUCAGCAAUGACCUAGGUGGCUAAUAAUACAUCACUAAACUUUAAUGCCUGUGCAGCUUUACUCAGAUGAGUUAUAGAAGUACAGUCUGGCAGAAGCAAGAUGUUUGUCCUUCAAAGGGCUUUUUGUCCUUAUGGCUGGACUGUGCAUUUUGCAGUCUUAAGUGCAUCAUCUAUCUCAUCUCAGACACCGACCAUAAUAUGGUGUUGCUGAGUUCCUUUGGGCUGUGUGCUGGAGGUCAGCUGUAUGUGAGAGUAUGUAAUCUCUUAGAACAAUCAUUUGGAUAUUUCACUUUCACCUACAAUUCUCACACUACAGUGGUACCUCAGGUUAAGAACUUAAUUUGUUCUGGAGGUCCAUUCUUAACCUGAAACCUGAGGUUCUUAACCUGAGGUACCACUUUAGCUAAGGGGAGCUCCCACCGCCGCCGCGCAAUUUCUGUUCUCAUCCUGAAGCAAAGUUUUUAACCCGAGGUAUUAUUUCUGGGUUAGCGGAGUCUGUAACCUGAAGUGUCUGAAACCCAAGGUACCAGUGUAUGGGGAAGGAUGUAACCCACAAAAAUACAUCUGCAAAAUCAAAUGUGGGAGGUGCAGCUUGGCUCUGCCUCUCCAAGGUAUAGAGCAUAAUAGAAGGCUGCCCCACGGAACAACCUUCCUUUCCUCCACCAGACAACUGUUGUGCAUGCUAUGUUGUGACCAGGCCCUUUAUUCCAAGGCCCUCCCGGACCUCUCCAGGUACCUCCUGCAGUUGGUUGCUUCCUCAGGCCCUCUGCUUGUAGUCUUCUUUGAGAAAAGCAAAUACCUUCACACAUCCUAUUCAGACACAUCAGAUGGGGCUAUGUUGGUAGCAUGUUAAAUAUAAAGCCUAAGAAACUCCUUUGCACGCUUUGCAAGUAUUCAUGAAACUACAAGGCAAACUCUUCGGGUAAUCGUCAGCAGACUAAAGAGAUGUAUAGGAUUCAAAACAGACCGAAGUUCCUCCAGUUAAAACAACCAGCCCUUGCAUGAGUUAGACUAAGGUAAUUAAUCCCUGUACUAAAUUAUUUCUCAGAUCCUGCAAUUGCAGGGCGGGGGUGAGCCAGGUGUAUAAGGCCAGUGAGUGCCCACAGAACCAAGAGUGCAGAGGUGGCUCCUUUGGAAGCAGUCUACACACACAGUCACUGACCAGUGUUGUCUAAGUGUAAAUUUCCUCCAAGCCUUGACUGCUCUGUUUGAGCCGGUCACCAGUAUGAAGCAAAAACCCUUCCAGUAGCUGUAGCCCCAUCAGUAAAUUAUUUGGGGCAAAGUACCACACAUCCCUGCUUUGUUCUAGUUGUGGGUGCCUCCAAGGAAGAGGGGAGAAAACACAAAUGUCUAUGGUGAGGCAAAAUAUUCCGAACUGUAGUUGGGCACAACCGAAGCACAAUACUGUUCUAUUUAUGUCCAAAGUCCCUGUAAGUGCAGAUUGCAGGUGCAUGUUAAUUUCAAAAUGUACGCUAAAAGUGUACAGUGUGCAGUAACUGAUUUCAGUUUUAGUUUUCAAAAUCGUCCAACUUCAUCUGGAACCCUUGCCUAAUAGCAUGAGACUCUUAAUCUCAGGGUUGUGAAUUCGAGCCUCAUGUGGGGCAAAAGAUUCCUGCAUUGCAGGGAUUGGACUAGUCGACCCUCGCAGUGCCUUCCAACUCUAAUCUAUGAUUCUUUGUAGCUACCACUGUUUAAGAUGGGUUUAGGGAACCUCCUAUGUCUGGCAAACCUAAUCUCACUUGCUCUACCCCUUCCCAAACACCUGUCCCUUUCCACAGGGAAGAAGUCUCUUUCUGAGGAAACUGUGUGCAAAACUUCACACUUCUGGUAGCUGAAAUCUUUCUUCUUCUCUCCAACCAUAAUUUUUAGUGAUAUGCUUUAUAACCAUUUGCUCCACUAGCUCCAUUCUGUCAUAACUCUAUACUGCCUUCAGUGUAUAUAGAGUGCAGUCAUUUCCCCUCCUGCCCCCACCAAACAAUCAAAGGCAUGUUUAAUGCAUUUUCCUCCCUUGAAACUCUAUAGUAGAAUCUCUGAAGUCUACGUGAUGGUCAUGGGGAGUCAAAAUGGUGUCUCCUCGUCUCUCUUCUGUAUGACUGACAACCCAUUCCUAACCCUGUUUUCUGGGAUGAGUGGAUUUUCUUUCUGAGCAGGGCAGCUGGCGGUCUUGUGCAAUUCCAAGUUAGAUGAAUCCAGUGCUAACUACUCUCUGAAGAUUGUUCCCAUAAGGUGGGAGGUGCUAAUGCACUCUCUUCAAUGAGUGAUGUGGCCACGGUACAUCUUAGAGGUUUUGUCCCAGGGAUUUGCACAGUGGCCUAUUUUCGAUGUUGGAUUGCCUGUACUUGACAAGUACCCGUGCUCAUAUUGAUUAACAUUCUGCAAUGUGAGCACGAGUUGCCAGCUAAAAAAACCGGCUGCUUUUGCCACUGUUUCCAUUCACUGCUAAGAUUGCACCUUGAGACGCUCAAACAUGUAUUGUCCUAUUCUUUUGCAUUGCUCUCAGGUAGGCAAGGUGUGCAUUGCCAUUAUGGAUGAGUCAUCUAUAGUCUCCUGAGAUUAGCAAUUCCUGGGGAGAAUAGGCUCCCCCCCCCCCACCUCCCUAAAGCCUUGUGUUGAGAAUCACCUACAGUUGCUUUUGGGCACUGACAUGGUGCUCCGUCUUGUAGCUGCUUUGAAGAGCUAUUGAAUCUUAACUGAAAUCUUUGUGACACUUCCAGAAAACCAAAGAAUUGUUUUCUUUGAAGGGUGAAAGUCAUCGUCUUUGUAUUUUAAGGCAAUUGAAUUGGAGUUCAUUUGCCUUUUUGAAAGAAAGAAAGAAAGAAAGAAAGAACAAUACUAACACAGGCUAGUCAAGAACAGGUUUUCUGCACUUCAAUUCCAUAGAUGUUAGGAGGAGGUGUCUGCUUCAGUUGAUCUGUUUUUCAGUCCAGAUAUCAGGGUGCUGUGAUAAUGAAAGGAGCAAAUUAUGUGCUAGGGAUAAUUGGGAAGGGGGUUGAAAAUAGACUGGCCAAGGUCAUAAUUCCUUCAUAUAAAGUUUGGUGUGGCUGCAUUAGGAACCCUGAUUGUGCCCCAUCUCAGAAAGGAUACAGUAGAGCUGAGAAAAGGGCAGAAAAACAACAACCAAAUUGAUCAAGGUAUUGGGAGCAUCGUUCUAAUAUAAAAAAGCUGAAGCAUCUGCAAAACACUCUUUAGUCAUUUUUCUCCCUAAAGAACGAAAGAGGGGUGUGAUAGAGUUUUACAAAAACCUAUGAACAGAGAGCAGUCCCCGCCUCCCCUCUCAUAGCUCUAGGUCACCUAAGGAGAUGAUUGGCAUUAUUAUACUUGGGGCAGACAAAAGCAUACUCCUUCACACAACACAAAAACUUAAUUUGCAGGAUUUGCUUCCCUGAGAUGUAGUGAUGGCUUGGAAAGGCAAAUCUGUGGAGGGUAGAUCCAUCAGCAGCUAUUUAACCAUGAGGUAUCAUAGAAUCCUAGAGCUGGAAGGGACCACAAGGGCCAUCUAUUCUAGUCCAACCCCCUGCAAUGCAGGAAUCUUGCCCAAUGUGGGGCUCAAACUCAUAAUCCUGAGAUUAAGGUUUUCAUGCUGUACUGACUGAGCUAAAUCUAUGUGAUGGUUAAUGGAAUGGAAUUUCUAGGCAAUAUUUAUUUGCUAUAUUUGUAGAAUGCCUUUUGUCCCUAACAGCUAGCAAGGCCAUUUACGAGAAAAACAAAGGCGAGGGGCUUGCUCAAUUUGUACAACACACCCUGAUUCAAAUUCUGCAUUCCAGUGUCUCUGUUUAACGUGGCUGCAGUAGCAUAGGAAAGUGCCUUAUAAAGAAUUAGGCCUGUGGUCAAUUCUGCUCAGUAGUGUCCGGGAAAAGUGGUCAUCCAGUUGCUGCUGGACUCCGCAACUCCCAUCAUCCCUGACCCAGCUGUGGUGGCUGGCGCUAAUGGGAUCCAGAGCCCAAGAACAUCUGAAGGGCCAUAGAUUCCUUCUCUCUGGUGUAAUUGCCUGGCAGUGGCUUUCCACGGUUUCAGGCAGGAGAUUUCCCCAGCGUUCCCUGGAGAUGCUAUCAGGCAGAGUUUUUGUGAAGUCUUGCAGGCGGUUGUUUAAUUGUCACUCCUCACCCCCUUUUUUCUAUUAAUGAUAACAAAACCAAAAACCAUUUUCUAUCUCAGUACUCCAUGAGUCCAAACCCAGGUUGGCUUGAAUCCUUGGUCCAAAAAGAAAUGGUUGUUGUUUCCAGUGGCACCGUUAGAUGGACAUAGGGAGGCAUAAAAAACGUAACGGGACCCCUGACCGUUAAGUCCAGUUGCAGACGACUCUGGGGUUGCGGUGCUCAUCCCACUUUCCAGGCCGAGGGAGCUGGUGUUUUGUCUGCAGACAGUUUUUCCGGGUCAUGUGGCCAGCAUGAUUAAGCCACUUCUGGUGAACCAGAGCAGCGCACAGAAACAGAGUUUACCUUUCUGCUGGAGCGGUACCUAUUCAUCUACUUGCACUUUGACGUGCUUUCAAACUGCUAGGUUGGCAGGAGCUCACCCCGUUGUGGGGAUUUGAACCGCCGACUUUCCGAUCAUCAAGCCCAAGAGGCUGAAUGGUUUAGACCACAGCGCCACCCGCAUAGACAAAAUUAUCUUCCCCUUCUAUUUACAGAUGGCUCAGAGCGAUUCCUAUGUGAAUCCGUUUUCAGCUACCAGGUUGCAUCCACAUUAAAGCAAGUGAAACAUGGUAAGUACUCUCCAGCUUAUAUAAGAAUUGUCAAUGGAUAUAUCUAUAGUAAAAGUUCCAUAAUCAUAGAAUUGUAGAGUUAGAAGGGACCCUAUUUGCAAGUGGUUUUUUUUUAAAAAAAAUCUUAAUCUAGUUGAUCUCUUGUGAACCUGUUGACACAAUGUUAUCUCAUAUAAUAGAAUUGCAAAAGCAAUAUUUAUUUAUGCAGUCUAGUUCUUGAAACCUCUAUUACUUAGUCCUGCAUUGUAUGCAUAAGAGGAGUAGUAUGAAUGCUGCAUUCAUACUAGGUAGUCUUGUGAGAUGCAAUUCUGCUGUUAAAAGCACACUCUCUGCCCCACGGGUCAGUUGGUUUGAAUACGACCUCCUCUGCUCCUUCCUGGCUCACAUGGUAUAUUGGAGAUCAGUUGGUAUUUCUGAAGUGCCAUCAAGAUGCAAGAGAUCUCUACUGGAUACAUAUAUAUAUUUUUUUGUACUGCAGUUCUGUGAAAAAUGUUCAAAGUGUUAUCUGGUUAGAUUAACUUUUUGUGUACGAAACUAGAUAAUGUACUGUUCCAGCCAUAUUCUGUGGCCCGGCAGAUUGGACAAGAAUCCUUCAGUUGCAAUAAUCAAUCCAAGUGGACUAAAAGUUAGAUGACUGUUCAGAAGUCACAUUCCCUUUCAGAUCUUCAUGUUUACUGUGCAGAAGCAGUUCUACUGGUGUCUUUUUCCGGGGAGUAGAUUCUGGUUAUAUAAAAAACCCUUCUUUACAUUUACUGAAAGCUAUUGUAAUUGUAAUCUGUAGCUCAGUAGUGUAAAAGGGUUUUCCUCUUUGAAGACAUUAAGAGUUUUCCUGCACCCCCUGGGGAAUUGAGUCUCCCACAACUAAAGGAAAGGGGGCUUAUUCACACUUACCUUUCAUCCUGCUUUUUCUAGGCACAGGUGAAUGUACAUCUAGAAUACAUAUAUAAAUAAAAACAAAACUUAAAUUUUGUUGCAGAUUGAAACCAACUUGCUGAAGCGGGGGGGAGACCUUUUCUGUAACCAAUGAAAGAAUUGUCUGCCGCAAGAGACUAUUCAUGGCUGUUAAUGUGUUUCAUUUGAAAAGCUUAAUUGAAAGUUUAUUGCUAACCACAGUCAAAUUUUCUGUUGCAGAUCAGCAAGUUGCUCGGAUGGAAAAACUUGCUGGUUUAGUUGAAGAGCUGGAGGCAGACGAAUGGCGGUACAAACCCAUAGAACAGUUGCUGGGGUUCACUCCUUCAUCGGGUUGAAAGUUUGCUGGUGUGGAAAGAUAAAUCACUUGCACGGUUCCCUUUUAAAACACUUGGCUGUUUUCCAUUGCUUGGACUGCAGUGUAGUAAAGAACGGUCCAUAACUGGGCUGCCUCUUACCAGAGCCAGUAAACUGCAGACACACAAGGUUUUAUUAAAGAAAAAAAUUUAUUCGGUUUUCCAGCAGCCUCACUCAAGAGCUUGUUUCAGGAGGGUGUGAUUGCUGUAACUAAGGAGAUACAAUCAGUUUUUGAAGAAGAACCUGUUUGCUCAAAAGGGAAGGGGUGGCUAUUUAAACUUACAACCCUUUAUGCUGACCUUGGAGCAUGUGUGCUGAAAGUUGGCUGGGUAAUUGGACCCUUGUUACUGUUCAAGUUAAACUCCUGGAGGGCAGAGUCAAAAGGCAACAGGCUUUGGCCUUAAGCUGUCCCUUUGAAGAUGGAUGUGAUAAAACAAUAGGAUAGGAUCACUUGAAGGGCAGAAGAACAUUAACUGUUUCCUGUAUUUAGAUUCCUUGGUUUUUGCUGAGUCUGCGUUUUGUCAGCUGUUUCUCUCUCUUAACUGACUGUGGAAAUAUUGGCAGAAGAUGACUGCUGUUAAAUGCAGAGCAAGCCUCUGAAAAGCAGCGUUGGCUGUCCUUUCCUUUGUUCCAAUUCACUUGAACCGUCUGUUUGGCAAUUAAAUUAUUUCUACUGCUAUGGUGUCUGCUCCUGUAUUCUUUUCAAGGGCUCUGGAGUCGGG